Molecule: messenger RNA, 3421 nt
Organism: Heterobilharzia americana
Lineage: Eukaryota; Metazoa; Platyhelminthes; Trematoda; Strigeidida; Schistosomatidae
Source: the annotation of a GenBank genome assembly
AUGUGUUACCCUCCAUUUACCAGUGCGGCAGCAGACAGAAAAGUUACAGCAACCAACACCUGUGGUGAAAAAGGAAGACAGAAAUACUGCAUACAUAUGUCAAACUCCGGAAUGGCUAGUAGAUGUCAGUACUGCGAUUCACGGAACCCAGAUGAAAGUCAUCCGCCGGAACAUAUGACAGAUAAAAAUCCUAAUAACUGGUGGCAGUCAGAAACAAUGGCGGAUAACAAACUACUACACUUCAGAGACUCUGUUAACCUCACAGUAGAUCUUGGCACACAAUUUCAUGUGAAUUAUGUUUACCUACAGUUCAAAUCACCACGUCCACAUGCAAUGGUUAUACACAAACGUUUCGAUGAUAAUUCAAACUGGACGCCAUGGGCAUACUUUUCAAGCAACUGUUACACAUACUUUGGUAUGACAUACAGUCAUAUACCAGUAUUCAAUAGACCCGACGAACUGGUUUGCUAUGAGGAGUAUUCAACACUGCAACCACUGUAUGAAGGCGAAGUAAUCUUUUCUGUUAUAAAUGGGCGACCGAAUUAUGAUAAAUUUUUCACUGAUAUUGAAUUACAGCGCUGGAGUACUGCUAGUCAAAUUCUUAUAGAAUUAAAGAAAAUGCAUACAUUUGGAGACGAACGUGGAGCUGAAAGAGAUACUCUACUGACUUAUUACUUCGCUGUACAAAAACUGACUGUCGGAGGAAGAUGCCUUUGUCAUGGACAUGGCAAUGAGUGCAGAAAAAGCUCUGGACCAGGACAAAAGGAGCGGUUGGUAUGUGUCUGUGAUCCAGCUCAUCAUACUUCUGGUGAUAAUUGUGAACAAUGCAGUGCAGGUUAUCAAGAUCAGCCCUGGCAGCCAGCUACACCGAAAAAUGCAAAUCCGUGUGUUGCCUGUAAGUGUAAUGGAAAUGCGCACAUAUGUGAAUUCGAUAUGAAUUAUACAGAAGUACUGGUUCAGGAAGUCGGUCAUUAUCCUAAUCCUAAACAACCAACAUCUUGUUUACCAUGCUCAUGUGAUCCAGUGGGUACUGAGGAUGGUCAAACUGAUUGCAAUGCACAAGGUCAAUGCAUAUGUAAACCUGGUGUUGGUGGUAGACGCUGUGAUCGUUGUUUAGAAGAUCAUUUUGGUUUCAGUGCCGGUGGUUGUCAGCCGUGUAGCUGUAAUGAAGGUGGAAGUUAUGAAAAUCGUCCAGCAUGUGAUUCACAAAGUGGUCAAUGUAUUUGUAAACAGAAUGUGGCUGGUAAACAAUGCGAUAAAUGCAAAAUUGGUCAUUAUGGUUACAUGUCCAAUGAUCCGUUGGGAUGUAAACCGUGUAUAUGCUCCUUACAUUCGUCAGAAUGUAAAUUAGAUGAAGCACAAUUAAGUCUGACACUUGGUAGACCAGAUGAAACAAUUGAACUCGGAAGUUUAGUGAAACCAGAUCAAGUAAUUAUCAAUUGUCCAGAAGAUGAGAAACCAUGUUCUGCAUGUUUACAAAAAGAUCGUCAACACGUUCAAAUUGGAUGCAAUGGUACAACAGAAGGUUAUCUGUCUUGUCUGUGUGAAAAGGAUCCUAACCAAUGUCCAUAUUGUCCAUCAGGUUGGCGCACGCCACAAACUGAUCCUCGUUCUGAAAUAUGUACAUGCCCUCCCCAGUACAUUGGUAGAUCAUGUGAAUAUUGCUCAGAUGGAUAUAGGCGCGAUCCACCGGGUGGUCUAGUUACUGAUCGUUGUAUAUUAUGUACCUGUAAUAAUCAUUCCAUGACCUGUGAUGCCGAAACUGGUCAGUGUGAUUGUCAACAUAAUACAGGUGGCUUAUUCUGUGAUCGAUGUGCUGAUGGUUAUUACGGUGAUUCUUUUGCUCCUGUUGGUUCACCUGAAGCUUGUAAGCCAUGUCCUUGUCCUCCAGAGGCCAAAUGUGAACAAGUUUACUGGCCUGACCGUUCAAUUAAAGUUGUCUGCAAAGAUUGUCCAGAUAACAGAUCAGGUAUUCGAUGUGAGCGUUGUGCAGAGAAUUUCUAUGGUGAUCCAGUGAAAGGGAUUCCAUGUAAACCAUGCGAUUGUUCAAAUAAUGUGGAUCCAAGAGAAUUCGGAAAUUGUGAUGGAAAAACUGGUGAAUGCCUCAAGUGUUUAUUUGGCACGACUGGACGACACUGUGAAAAAUGUUUACCGGGUUAUCGUCGUAAUUUGAAACCGCUGAAUGAAACUGAUUUAGUUGAUUUAGUUCCUGCGCGUGGUUGUAGUCCGUGUGAAUGUAAUCCAAUCGGAACUUUAGCUAAUUAUGGUCCUGAAGGAGUUGGUGUUUGUAAUCCUGAAACUGGUCAAUGUCCAUGUAAACCUGGUGUGGGUGGAUUAAAUUGUGAUAAAUGUUAUGAUGGAUUUUAUGGUUUUCAUACUGGACAAGGUUGUCAACCGUGUGAUUGUAAUUCUGUAGGUGCGGUAAAAGAAUCGUGUGAUGAUCGCACGGGUCAGUGUGAAUGUCGACCUAAUGUGAUUGGACGUCAGUGUGAUAAAUGUCAAUCAGCGCAUUUUAAUAUGACUAGUAUAGAAGGCUGUCAAGCGUGUAAUUGUCAAACAUAUGGUGCUGAAAGUAAUCAAUGUGAUAAGUAUGGUCAGUGUAUUUGUAAACCAUUCGCUGUUGGCCCAAAAUGUGACCAGUGUCAGGAGAAUCAUUAUAAUUUGCAAGCUGGUUGUUUACCCUGUCCAGCAUGUUACAAUUUGGUUCAGGCAAGAGUUGCUAAACUAUGGGGAAUGUUAGAAUCUGUAUUUGGACCAAUUAAACCGGCAGCUUCGACAGGAGCAGAAAUAGGUUUAGCACCGACAUCGUUAGAUGACAAGGAAUUAUUUGAAGAAAUCAAACACAUUUUACGUUAUGGAGCUGAUAAUUCAAUUGUGAAUGAUCAACAAUUUAAAAAGAUAUUAGAAAAUAUCGCCAGUCAAAUUGAUAUGAUUGAUAAUGAAUUAAAAGAGUUGGCUAGUAAACCAUUAAUGUGUAUACAAAAUGGAUAUUAUGAAAAUCUUGAACGGUUACAAAUGGCUGUUAGUGAAAUACUACCAAGACUGUUAACUGAUGAGGCUCAAGCUGUACUGGAAAACUUACGUCAAACAACUGAACUAUAUGAAUCAGAUCAAACUUUGACAAAACACGCCAAUGAAGCUAGUGAAUUAGCUAAAAACUACCCAUCUACUCAAAUGAAAUAUUCGAUGGGCUUAAAAUGAGUCAUGGUUUUCGAGUCCAUUGAUAGCAUUUUGAUAAAUGGAACAUUUUCAAAGCGAUAUAGAUAUGAAGCAGAUAGAGUUAUCAAUACUUAAAAGGAAACAAAAGCCAAAAAAUGCGAAUUAAUGAAAUAAUUUUUCAGCAUAUAUCUCACCAUCUGUUCACAAUACAGACAAUAUUUUUACUUAAGUAUUAUAUGCAAAUUUGUGCACUACAUGCUGA